AUGCCCGAGUUUGAAAGGAGGCAUCCCGCGUGUCGGGAAUGUAGAGAGAAGAAGCUGCGAUGCGUGCCCAACCAGGACAACGAAGACAAUAGCUGUGAUCGGUGUGUGAGGCUGGGCAAAAACUGUGAAAUCCCCGAAGUCAAGCGAAGACAGCGGAAGGCGCGAUUACGUGGCCGAGUGGACCAACUGGAAAGCAGUUACUCUGAGAUUUUGUCCUUGUUGAAACGAAACGCGAAUAGUUCCCCAAACGAGACAUCUGGACCUGGAUCGGGGGGACCUCCUUCAAUCAUUGAUAUUCAGUCACAAACGGCCUCCACCAAGAUCCAAUCGCUCCCCACCAACGCUUCGGGGAUCUCAAAUUUGUCUCUGGAAGAAUGCGAAUCUCUCCUCAGCCACUAUCGACGCAUGUCCCAGAGCUUCUUCCCCUAUGUCAUCGUCCCCGAGACAUGUCAGGCGGCUUCCGUGAUUCAAGAACGGCCCAUGCUGGCUCAGGCCAUCUUCAUUGUCACGACCUGGAGAAACCCGAUCGUCCAAUCUCCUCUUCAAGCGCAAUUCCUCAAAGAACUGGGUGAAAGAUAUUUCAUCAAGUCGGAAAGAUCGCUGGAUUUGUUGCAGGGUCUCAUUGUUUAUUUUGGCUGGUGUCAUUGGUACGCUACGCCCUUCGCAUACCAGGCCUUCAGACAUGGAUCUCUCGUGGCAUCCUUGGCCGUCGAACUCGGCAUCACGCAGAGACCCAUGAGCAUCACGCAGCACGAUAUCAUCGUCAACGCCGGCGCUGGACCGCCCCCGACAAACGAAGCCAUGUCAUCGAAAUUCUGGUGUUAUGAAGCUCGAAGAGCUCUAGCUGGAGCCUAUAUCAUUUCCAUAUUUUGCUACUAUACAUUCCGCAAACUUUCUCCACUCACAUACACACAAUACAUUGACGACUGCGCUGCCUCUCUCGCAGCGGAUCCACAAUACGCUUCCGACGCGACCAUAAUUCAUCAAGUCCGCUCCUUCCACAUCGCCGAACAGACCACCGACGUGUUCGAUCAAGACUCGAAAGAGAAAUUCGGAGACUUGAAUGAUGAAAAGGUCCAGAUCCUCGUCAAAACACUGGCAAAGAACCUGGAUGAUUGGAGAGCAGCGUUGCCGGUAGGAACGUCCGAGAAUGAGAAUGCUCGGCAUCAACAAUGGUACUUCGCCGGCCGCGCGUAUAUCCACGAAGUCGGCCUGUACGGGCUCCUCCAGGGCCAAACUCCCAGUGUCACCCGCAUCUCCAUAAUCUAUGAAUGCUUCGUCUCGGCCAUGAAAUACCUGUCCGAAGUCCUCGAGCUGACCUUGGAUGACAUGGCCGAUUGGACAAGUCUAGACUGGCGCGCUCUGAAUUUCUGCAUCAUGCUCUGUACGAAGUCGAGUAUUAUUUUGGAUGCGACGACGUUUGGGUCGGGCGGUGCUGGGCCGGAGGCGUCGCAGCGCGCGGCGUGGUUGUAUAAGUGUCUUGACACCCUAUGUAUGAGGACGAGGGAGUUGCGGCGCCUAGUCACCACAUGCCACAACCCAGUCAACAACAACACCGCAAGCGACGCUUCUGGCGGAGUAAGUAAUGGCGGUGCUGGAGUGCCACAAAGUGGCGACAGCAGGGACAGAGACCGAGAUCACUGGCACUUCUUCAAGCGUCUCGCGACCGACUGGGCACACGUGAAGAUCUGUCAUCAAAAUUGUACGCAGAAAAGGCUGUCUAUCACCAAUACUAAUACCUCCUCCUUCCUCGGCCCUACCACCAACGCCACUGCAAACACUACUUCACAGCAACACGCUCCAACAACAGGAGUGGGUAAUAUGCUCCCUGGCCUCCACCAAUCUUUCACCCAAGAACAACAAACAUCCCUCGAAGCCUUUAAUCGAUUUGACAUGGAUCCAAUCAACGACCUCUUUUGGGUCGGACUCACGGAUUCAGACACGUUGAACAUGAUAAAUAUGAAUAUGAGCACCGGUAGUAUGAAUAGUAUUUUUCAAAUGUAG
Messenger RNA from Rhinocladiella mackenziei CBS 650.93, 2004 nucleotides. RefSeq lists its product as uncharacterized. Gene Ontology annotation, molecular function: zinc ion binding; DNA-binding transcription factor activity, RNA polymerase II-specific; transcription cis-regulatory region binding. Gene Ontology annotation, biological process: regulation of DNA-templated transcription. The transcript has 6 exons. The record is from RefSeq and is a predicted model, not a curated record. Bases 1 to 2004 code for a protein of 667 amino acids. Lineage: Eukaryota; Fungi; Ascomycota; Eurotiomycetes; Chaetothyriales; Herpotrichiellaceae. Gene Ontology annotation, cellular component: nucleus.